GCUUGCUCCCCGGCACCUCGAGGUUGCGAUCUUCCCUCUAUUUGGUAUCUACUAAAAUAGUCCUCGACUGCGAAUCCCAACCGCCAUCAUGUCUGUUGAAAUCGACCCAUUAGAGCUAGGCUUCCGCAGGCCUUUCACUGUGGAGGUUGCGCAGAUCCUCAAAAUCAAGAACCCCAACACGGCGCCCGUCGCUUUCAAGGUCAAAACCACAGCCCCUAAGCAGUACUGCGUCCGCCCAAAUUCGGGUCGCAUCGAGCCCGGACAUGAAGUCGAGGUGUCAGUUUUACUACAGGCCAUGAAGCAGGAGCCGCCGCUCGACGCCCGCUGCCGCGACAAGUUCCUCGUCCAGUCCGUCACCAUUACCGGAGAUAAAGAGUUCACAAAUGUGUCGCAGAUUUGGGAUUCAGUAGAGAAGUCGGCAAUCCAGGAAAAGAAGAUCCGCGUGUCUUGGCUGCCGCCCUUGGAAGACCAUGCCCGCUCAGAGCCCGUCGCCACGCCGGUCCGGCGAUCGCUUGCCAACGGGACACAGUCCGAUGCCACCCCCGACACCGCGCCCCCGGCGUACUCGUCCCCCGGCGACGACGGAGCCGCCGACCAAACCGCCUUCAUGUCGCAGCCCGAGCCGAAGGAGCUGAAAGAAGAGCCCGCCGAGACCUCCCACGGAGCAGCAGCGGCAUUCUCAGCCGCCGCGGCAACCGCGGCGACCGCGGGGGCGGCGGUCAAGUCAACAGCAACGGCGACAUACGACGAACUCAAGGACCAGCUGGCCAAGGCGGAGGCCAUGAUCGCAUCACUCAAGAACGAGGCCACGAGCGGCCUGCGCCAGCGGAAGCCGGCGGCGGCAACGACGACGUCCGAGGAGAGCGGAGCUGUGCAAAAUGGGGAGCUCGCCCAAGCAGAGAGGCAAGGCACAGAAGGGGUUCCCGUGCAGGUUGUGGCUAUACUCUGCCUCAUCAGCUUCCUCUUGGCAUACUUCUUUUUCUAAAGGGGCAAGGGCAGGGGGUAAACGUGCUCCUCUCGUUCUACGGUUGCUCUACGAUUUCACCCCCCGUUACUACAAUUGCCGAGGGGUGUCCGGAACUCC
Canariomyces notabilis is the source of this 1084-nucleotide messenger RNA. Its product is annotated as VAMP-associated protein. Gene Ontology annotation, cellular component: endoplasmic reticulum membrane; plasma membrane. The transcript has 7 exons. The record is from RefSeq and is a predicted model, not a curated record. NCBI's taxonomy places the organism in Eukaryota, Fungi, Ascomycota, Sordariomycetes, Sordariales, Chaetomiaceae. Gene Ontology annotation, molecular function: FFAT motif binding. The coding region runs from base 89 to 985 and encodes 298 amino acids. Gene Ontology annotation, biological process: endoplasmic reticulum membrane organization.